Messenger RNA from Monodelphis domestica (gray short-tailed opossum), 2159 nucleotides. It is a transcript of the gene AFM, whose product is annotated as afamin. Gene Ontology annotation, molecular function: vitamin E binding. Gene Ontology annotation, cellular component: blood microparticle; cytoplasm. The record is from RefSeq and is a predicted model, not a curated record. Lineage: Eukaryota; Metazoa; Chordata; Mammalia; Didelphimorphia; Didelphidae. Gene Ontology annotation, biological process: vitamin transport; protein transport within extracellular region.
AAGUAUAAAAAGUUUCCUUUUUCCUCAUCAUAUAUUUCCCUCUCAUGAAAGUCAGCGUUGGAGUCAUGGUGUCAAUAAGGACUUUUGGUCCAGUUUUUUUGUUCUUCUACUUGGCUGAAUCCCUGACACUGCCCAGAGCACCCCAGACUAAAGAAUAUUUAAACGCCACCCAGAAAUUUUUGGAGAACAACAUUAGAGAUGUGACCACCGUUGCAUUUGCUCAGUUCGUCCAGGAAGCCACAUAUGAAGAAAUCACAGGGCUGGUCAAACAGAUGAUCCUUUAUAGAGACAAAUGUGUGGCUGACAUGCAGCAGCCUGAGUGCUCAGAGUUAGCGAUCUAUGUAAUGCAGGAUAAAAUAUGUAGAGUAAAGGAACUUUCUGACAAGUAUGGGCUCUCAGAAUGCUGCACAAAAAAUUCUACGAACAGACUACCGUGUUUCUUUCAACGCAAAAGUGCUGAUGUCAGUUUUCUGACUCCUUUCCAAGGUCCAGAUCCAGAGAAAGCGUGCCAGGAGUAUGCAGAAGAUCAGGAAGCUUUUCUAAACCACUUCAUCUAUGAAAUAGCCAGACAGAACCCAUUUGGUUUUGCCCCCACACUUUUGUCAGGUGCUGCUAUUUACAAAGAAGCCAUCACUAGAUGCUGUCAAGAAGAAAACAAACAUGAAUGCUUCCACUUAAAGGUAACACCCAUCACAAAUGGCUUGAAAGAAAGGUCUGCUUCUCAGAAAAACACCUGUGGGGUACUGAUGAAAUAUGGACCAAAAGUCUUGAAACAUCUGAAAGUUGUGGAAUUCAGCCAAAAAUUUCCCAAGAUUGACUUUAAAGAUCUGGGAAUACUUCUGGAAAAUAUGGAUCAUCUGUUUGAUGAGUGUUGUGAAGGAGAUGUAGUUCAAUGUUUUCGUAAUGAGGCCAAGAUUCUAAACUAUAUCUGUUCGAAACCAGACUCCAUCUCCAGCAAAAUUAUCGACUGUUGUCAACUCACAAUACCUCAGGGGGGUGAAUGCAUCAUUAACUCAGGAAAUGAUGAUAAACCAGAGGACUUAUCUCCAAGAGCAGAGAGAUUUACAGAAGGGGAUGAUGUUUGUCAAAGUCUGCAUGAAGAUAAAGAAAACUUCCAGGCCAAGUUUCUGUAUGAAUAUUCAAGACGACAUCCAGAGUUGCCUUUUUCAGUGCUUUUAAGAAUAGGAGUGAUGUAUGAAAAUCUACUGGAAAUGUGCUGCAAAACAGAAAACCCCAAAGAAUGCUAUGGCCAGGCGGAAGAAGAAUUCCAAAAGAUAAUAGCAAAAAGCUGGACUCUUGUAAAAACAGAGUGUGGCUAUUUCCAGAACCUAGGAGAAGAAGGUUUCCUCAAUCAGUGUCUCCUUCCCCUCACCAAAAAAGCACCUCAACUCCCACCUCAAGAGCUCAUUUCUCAUAGCAAGAAACUUGCAUCCUUUUUUGCUAAAUGCUGUCCCCUGGGUGAAGAGGAUCAAUUUGCUUGUGUUGAUAAUGCGGUGAGCCUAACCAUUGGAGAACUUUGUGGAAUAAACAGAAAUCGAACCAUCAACCCAGGUGUGGACAAUUGCUGUAAAUCAUCAUAUGCAUUCAGUUCAAUGUGUUUUAAAGAUUUGACAACAGAUGAAACAUACACUUCUCCGACAUUUCUUCCUGAGUUGUUCACCUUUAAUUUAACAUUAUGCCAGGGAAAGGAGGAGCAACAGAAGAAGAGACGAGAGUUGAUGGUUCACCUUUUGCAACAGAAGCCUCAUUUGGGGGUGGAUCAAGUGAUGCCGUUGCUUUCUGAUUUUUCCAAGAUGACCGAUUGUUGUGAAGUAGAGGAGAAGGAGACCUGCUUCAAGGAAGAGCAUUCAAAGUUAUACAAUAAAAUUGAGACUGUCUUGAAGACAUAGAAGACCAAAGUUGGAAGAAGGGAAUAAAGAUUACUUGCCAUUGCUCUUUUUUAUGGCAAACAAGUUUUCUGAGACAGAAGAAUUCAACUAUAACAUUAACCUAUCCUGCAAGCAAAACAAAUACAGAAUUUUCUGCUGAUUGGUGGUUUGACAAAUGAUUCAUAGUGAUCUUAAUUGCCUAAUUAUAUGAUUAAAAAUAUGACUAUAUUUGAUUAGCCUGUUCUCAUUAUGUUUACCAAAAUAAUAGUGUCAAUAACAACAGUUUUUUGA